Molecule: messenger RNA, 1551 nt
Organism: Phanerochaete carnosa HHB-10118-sp
Lineage: Eukaryota; Fungi; Basidiomycota; Agaricomycetes; Polyporales; Phanerochaetaceae
Exons: 5
Molecular function (GO): protein binding
Source: RefSeq, a predicted model, not a curated record
AUGGGCAAAGACCGUAGACUCUGGCCUCUUUCACACCCUGUCGCAUCCACGACGCUAUUUUUCUUGAUUUCUUCCGUCUCUUUUCUCCAGGCGUCAGCACAAAGCAUCUCUACCAAUACUCCAGUCCCUCCUCUGCAGUGGAUAAACCUUACUGGCCUUCUGACAGGCCCUGGACCAGGUCCUCUCAAGGACGCCUCCAUCGGCUACGAUCCAGCGCAUCAAGACCUCAUUAUCUUCGGCGGAGAGUCCGCGCAGGGCAUCCCACAGGCUCAGACGUACUUGCUUGAUUUGCAGACUUUAACAUGGUCGCAGCCGACAGCGCCAGACGAUACGCCAGCGCAGUCACCGCCGGCAAGAAGCGCAGCCAUCAGUGGACAGGAUCUCGCUGCUAGCUAUCGAAACGGUCACGUUGUUAUCGGUGGGAGGGGCAAUGAUGGGGAGCCAUUGAACGACACCUGGGAAUUUGACUACACAAAUCACUUUUGGUCCCAGGUCAAGAUAACUACCCCUGGUCCUUCGGUUUUCGCUGCGGCUGGCGGGAACGACCCCAGGACUCCGUUCGACGCCACCGCCCUCUCUAACUUUUUCUUCGUUGCUGGGGGUUUCACCGGGGAGAAGGCUACUUCGCUAUCCAAUAUCUGGAAACUGACUAUUGCCGGAACCUUGUCUUCCAACCUUCCUAACCUCACUACGGGAACGUGGGAGCAGAUUCAUCCCAACAAUCAAUCUCUCCCGGCCGUAGGCGGCUCAGCCACUGCGGUUGUCCUCCAAGGUUCACAACAGCACGUAGUUGCCGUCGGUGGCUGUGAUACCAGUACAAACUCAACUGCUGCUUGUGCACAAGGACAGCCGUAUGUCAUUGAUAUCGACACCUCGAGUAAUACCGCUCCCGCGAAUUGUCCUGCUCCGCGCAUAGGUGCAUCUCUUGCCCCAAACUUGAACACUGCUUCGCAAAGUUUCGAUCAACAAGUCUUCCUGCUUCUCGGGACGUUUGAUUCGUCGCAGUGGCAGGACGAUGGUGGUCUGGAUCAAGGGGAAGUGGAUGUCUUUAAUUUUAAUGCUGGGACUUGGGCUCGUAUACUGCCGGCUGGCGAUCCCGUGGACGGUCAUCCCACAUUUCCUUCACCGCGCGAAGGUGCUGCCGUAUUCUCUCUGGGUCAGCCUUUGGUUGGUUCUGCAGCAGCGUCCGAUACCAUUGUGUUUGGCGGCAAAGAUGCCACUGGCAACUAUCUUUCCGAGGUCUGGGUGCUUCGAGCCUACAACGGAACCAUCAGUCAAUCAAACGCAACCUGGUCUGGCUUCGGAAACGGUCAGUUGCAGGGUGGCCCGAGCGCAAACGGCCAAGGUGUCACGAUUCAGUACAUGUCAUCAUGCGCAUCUGCCAUCUCUCAGCCCUCGGGCACCGGAUCUUCUUCUGGUCAUUCUCCAACUUCCUCUUCAAAGCCUCCAUCUCCAACAAACACCGGUCAACCAAUCCCAGUCUCUCGCUUUGAUACUUCUACUGUGCACAAAUCUUUGGCUCCGGUGUCCGCCGCCCUCAUCCUGCCUGCU